CCUGGCUCUGUUGGCAAGGCCAUCAUCUCCUAAGAGCGAUGGUGGCGGCUUCAUCAAGGACGACAGCAAGAGCACCAACUCCGGUCACAGGGACCCGGCGACGUAGCAGGAGGAACGGGCCCCGGCCAUUGUCUGCCAAGAUAUGAGACAUGAUUGUUGGACGCAGAAGAUUAAAAUUGCUGGGAAUUCUGAUGAUGGUAAAUUUCUUUAUAUAUGUCAUUGUGGAAGUCUCCAAAAAUAGUGGCCAAGACAAAAAUUCAAAACGGCAAGUUAUACUUCCCAGGAGCAGAUUUUGGAGAAAGUAUACUCCUCAUAAGGCAUAUUGGAAUAAACAGCAGCAGAAGUUGGAACACUUAUAUAAUCCUAUUUUUGCAUUGCUUUUCAAUAUGACUGUGGAAGAAAGGUUAUCUUUCAAUAACAGCUUUUUGAACUCUUGUGAUCCUGAUCCAUUUGUAUCCUCAGAUCUUAAAGAUUUUGAAGACUUACCAGAUAGGUUUAAAGACUUUUUUCAUUAUUUAAGAUGUAGAAAUUAUUCAUUAUUAAUAGAUCAGCCACACAAGUGCAAACAUAAACCGUUUUUGCUUCUGGCUAUUAAAUCACUCAUACCACAUUUUGAUAGAAGGCAAGCAAUCCGGGAAUCUUGGGGAAGAGAAAUUAAAUUAGGAGACAUAACUGUUGUGAGGGUUUUCCUAUUAGGUCAAAUUCCUCCUGAAGAUAACUAUCCCGAUCUGUCAGAUAUGUUGAAAUUUGAGAGCAAAACCCACCAAGACAUACUUCUGUGGAACUACAGAGAUACUUUCUUCAAUUUGACUCUGAAGGAGGUACUAUUUCUAAAAUGGGUCAGUAACGCUUGCCCAGAUGCUCAGUUUAUUUUCAAGGGAGAUGAUGAUGUUUUUGUGAAUACCCAUCAGAUCCUGGAUUACUUGAAGAGUUUAACUAAAGAAAAAGCCAAAGACUUGUUCAUAGGUGAUGUUAUCCGUGAUGCUGGACCUCAUCGUGAUACAAAUGUGAAAUACUAUAUCCCACACAGUAUUUAUGAAGGCUCUUAUCCUCCAUACGCAGGAGGUGGCGGAUUUCUUUAUUCUGGUGAUCUGGCAUUAAGAUUAGCUAACAUAUCUGACCAAGUCCUUCUUUAUCCUAUUGAUGACGUGUACAUUGGCAUGUGCCUUGAGAGACUUGGGCUUUCUCCAGAAAAGCACAAAGGCUUCAAAACAUUUGACAUUGAAGAGAAACAGAGGGACAAUAUUUGCUCCUAUACAAACCUAAUGUUAGUCCACAACCGGAAUCCUCAAGAAAUGAUUAAAAUCUGGACGAACUUGCAAGAUCCACAUUUAAGUUGUUAAAUAUGUAUGUGUCCAAAAAUUAUUUCUAAAUUUUAGUUUAAAUUUUUUGGCUAAAUGGUAAGCAUAUUAUCUUCAUUUGGUAGCUUGUUUUGUAAACCAAAAUUAGCUAGUAACAGAUUGUCUAGUACUUCUAAAAGUGAGAUUACAACUGCAAGAGGGCACAUCAGAAGUUAUGGCAUGAAAAUAUUCUUAUUAUUUACUGUCCUAAAAUUUUGAAAAAUUAAAGCUUUCAAAAGUUGUGAUUAGCAUACUUUUAAAGACUUGAUUAGUCAAAUUAUAUUCAAUAAAUUGCUGUUAUUCUGAUACUGUAAUUUAAUUAUGGUGAUAGAUUCCAUCUUUCCUGAGAUGAGAAAUUGUAGAGAUUUUGCUGUUAACUCAGACUCUUAUUUUCCCAAGUUCCAUAAUAACUUAAAUAAUAUCCUAAUUAAAGAGGGGGGUUUGCAGGUUUGUUUCCACCUUCAACUUCAACUCCUUUAUCACUUCACUAAAUAAUAUUUUAGUUAAUGAUGGUAGAAACAUCUCUAAUACAGGACUGUGUAUGUAAAAGAUCAAAUUUUACGUCAGUGAGAAUCUCAUGAAAAUGGUGGUGAUUGAGAAACCAAUUUUUAAAAAAUCCUUAAGGUUAUUGAGUCUAUAUUGGAAGGAAUAUAUUCUAAAAAUCUCAAAUCACUAUAUUGCUAUAUCUUCAUAUGUGUAAUAUCUGACAAUUCAAACAGCAUUUGCUGUCUUUGUAUAUGUAAAAGUGCCUGUAUUUAUUGUUUAAAUGGAAGACCAAAAUAUUUUCUUAAAAAUAUUUAAGAAACAUUUGUAAAGUGCUGUCAGUCAUAUUUAAAUAAAAUAGAGUAUGCUAUUUUAAAUGUGUUGAAAUGCGAAAUGUUAAAUAAAAUUGUUUUUGAAUUUGAAAAAAAAUGAUUUGUGUACAUUGCGGUAUAUAUGUAAUAUGCCCAGACAGUUCUAAAUACUUCAGUGCUUGGCAACUGCUCAUGACUAACAGAGCAGUUAAAGAAAUGAAACUUCCACAUAUCACAGCUCUGUCAUAGCUUGCUAUGAAGAAAAAAAAUGACAAGUCUAACUAAUUUUUAUGUCUUUAUCAUAUUCCAUGUCUGCUGUUGGGAAAAAUGGGAGGAGGGAGCACUGUGCGUGCCCCUUGACUCUGAAAAACAGAGUGGAAAUCAAAUGAAUAUAGCUUGCAGGAG
Molecule: messenger RNA, 2539 nt
Organism: Crotalus tigris (Tiger rattlesnake)
Lineage: Eukaryota; Metazoa; Chordata; Lepidosauria; Squamata; Viperidae
Gene: B3GNT2
Product: UDP-GlcNAc:betaGal beta-1,3-N-acetylglucosaminyltransferase 2
Exons: 2
Coding region: 150-1343 (397 amino acids)
Cellular component (GO): membrane
Molecular function (GO): hexosyltransferase activity
Source: RefSeq, a predicted model, not a curated record